AUGGCUUCCUUACAUUCUCGAUCAAACAGUUUCCCAUCCCAAUCUCAUCCCAUAAUCAAUGAUAUCCAAAAUAAAUUGGAAAGGCUAAAGGCCUCAAAAGCCACGUCAACAUCUUCAAUCUGUGCAAACUUGGCCAGCCUUAAAGAUUUAUAUGAUGACAUCAAUAAUAUGAUCCAAAUGCCGACAGUCCAGCAGACCCUCGUUCGUGAACAGGGUCAAAGUUGGAUUAACGAGCUAGUCAACGGUUCUCUGAAGCUCGUUGAUCUUUGCAGUAUUUCAAGAGAUAUUGUGGUGUUAACUAAGGAAUCAGUUCAAGAGCUUGAAUCCUCUGUCAGGAGACAAGCAGAUGCUGUCAAUGCUUAUGUGGCUUCAAGAAAGAAAGUUAACAGGAUGGUCAACAAAUGCAUCAAGAAUCUGAAGAACUCUAACCAAACUCUUUCAGAACUCCCACACAUUGGAAAACUAUUAAAAGAAGCAGAAUCACUUAAUUUAUCAAUCCUAAAGUCUGUCUUGAUCCUUGUGUCCGGGCAAAAGGAAACAUCAAGCAAGAAAAGGUGGUCGAUGUUUCUUACAAAGUCGAACGAAACUGACGAACUUUGCGCAUUGAAAAUCCACAAGUCACCAAAAAGUAUGGACAGAAAAACCAUGUUGAAGGAGUUAAGCGAAUCAGAAAUGAGCAUCAAGGAAAUUGAAGAGUGCCUUGGGGCAUUUUUCCCAUCUCAAUCACACCCAAAAGUAAACAAUGUUGAAGAUCAUUUGGAGAGGCUAAAGUCCUCGCAAGCUGCAUCAACUUCUUCAAUCUGUGCAAACUUGGCUAGCCUUAAAGACUUAUAUGUUGGCAUCAAUAAUAUGAUCCAGAUGCCUUCUAUCCAACAUGAGCUCGCUUGUGAACAAGGUCAAAAUUGGAUAAACGAGUUGCUCGAGGGAUCUCUAAAGCUAGUCGACCUUUGUGGUGUUUCUAGAGACAUUGUCCAACUAACAAAGCAGUCUGUGCAAGAUCUUGAGUCCUGCCUCAGGAGGAACAAAAUUGAGACAGCCACAUCAGAUGAUGUUAGUGAUUAUGUGGAAUCAAGAAAAAAGAUCAACAAGAUGAUCAACAAGUGCAUCAAGAAGAACUUGAAGACCUCAAACAAAAACACAACAUUACUCUCACCCAUUGGGACUAUGCUAAAAGAAGCAGAGUCCCUUGAUUUAUCAAUCCUUAAGUCUGUAUUGAUAGUCUUGUCUGGGAAAAGAGAGUCAUCAGGCGAGAAAAGAUGGUCGGCAAUGCUUUCAAAGAUGACUUCUCAAACCAGACGAGUAUAUUCUCAUAUGAAGCAAGAAAGUGAAGCUGAGGAUCUUUGUGUGUUGAACAUCAACAAGUCACUGAAAAAUAUGGACAGUAAUAUCUUGUUGAAGCAGUUAAAAGCAUCGGAAAUGACCAUUCAAGAAAUUGAAGAGUGCUUGGAUUCCUUGUUUAGAUGUUUAGUGAAAACUAGAGUCUCUCUCCUUAAUGCUCUCAGCCUUUAG
Messenger RNA from Striga asiatica, 1509 nucleotides. Lineage: Eukaryota; Viridiplantae; Streptophyta; Magnoliopsida; Lamiales; Orobanchaceae. The record is from the annotation of a GenBank genome assembly.